GAAAGACCAACCCUAUAUCUAGACUUUGCUCGGAAUUGCAGACAGAAACCCACUCUUUUUGGUUCCCUCCGUUUUCGUCGAUCUCUGUUCACUAGAUGGAUCAGUAUGAAAAGGUUGAGAAGAUUGGCGAGGGAACAUAUGGAGUGGUGUACAAGGCUCGUGAUCGUAUGACUAAUGAAACUAUUGCUUUGAAGAAAAUUCGAUUAGAGCAGGAAGAUGAGGGGGUACCAAGCACAGCUAUCAGAGAAAUAUCUCUGUUGAAGGAGAUGCAGCAUGGAAAUAUUGUAAGGUUACAGGAUGUUGUGCACAGCGAGAAGCGGUUGUAUCUUGUAUUUGAAUAUCUGGACUUGGACUUGAAGAAACACAUGGAUUCUUGUCCAGAAUUCUCUAAAAAUCCUCGCUUGGUUAAAAUGUUUCUCUAUCAAAUACUACGCGGCAUUGCCUAUUGCCAUUCUCAUCGUGUCCUCCACCGAGAUUUGAAGCCUCAAAACUUGCUGAUAGAUCGCCGUACCAAUGCAUUAAAGCUUGCAGACUUUGGAUUGGCCAGAGCAUUUGGCAUUCCUGUCAGGACCUUCACACACGAGGUUGUCACACUAUGGUACAGGGCUCCGGAAAUUCUUCUAGGAUCACGCCACUAUUCUACUCCUGUUGACAUAUGGUCAGUAGGUUGUAUAUUUGCCGAAAUGGUCAACCAGAAACCUCUGUUUCCUGGUGACUCUGAGAUUGACGAGCUCUUCAAAAUAUUUAGAGUCAUGGGCACUCCGAAUGAAGAUACAUGGCCUGGAGUGACGUCUCUUCCAGAUUUUAAGUCAACAUUUCCCAAGUGGCCUGCCAAGGACCUGGCAACUGUUGUUCCGAAUCUCGAUGGAGCUGGACUUAACCUCCUUGGUAAAAUGCUAUGCUUUGAUCCCAGCAAAAGAAUCACUGCGAGGAGCGCUCUGGAGCACGAGUACUUUAAGGAUAUCGGGUUUGUCCCGUGAUUGACUCCGCGAUAAAACCUGGUGCAAAUGUAUAUUGUGAUUGAUGCUGUAGUAUCAGGUUAGAUUUUGCGUGUGAGCGCCGCUUAUAUAAUAUCACUGCUGCAUCGUGUUUUAAAUUCUUCGGCUUCUUCUUCUUCUUUGUUUGUUUGUUGUUGUUUUUUUAGACGUGUGGUGUCUGCCUUAUUCAUUUUGGCUUGCAUUUGCAAAAGUGGGGAUAUGUUGUUUCAUUGGUUGUGCCUUUUGCCUUCUUUUUACGACUGGUUUGUGUGAUUGUUUUACUUUUGUGGUAAGAAGAUGAUAAUGGUGA
Messenger RNA from Andrographis paniculata, 1287 nucleotides. Its product is annotated as cell division control protein 2 homolog A-like. The record is from RefSeq and is a predicted model, not a curated record. The transcript is spliced from 9 exons. Gene Ontology annotation, molecular function: cyclin-dependent protein serine/threonine kinase activity; ATP binding; cyclin binding. NCBI's taxonomy places the organism in Eukaryota, Viridiplantae, Streptophyta, Magnoliopsida, Lamiales, Acanthaceae. Gene Ontology annotation, cellular component: cytoplasm; cyclin-dependent protein kinase holoenzyme complex; nucleus. Gene Ontology annotation, biological process: regulation of gene expression; regulation of G2/M transition of mitotic cell cycle; signal transduction. Bases 96 to 980 code for a protein of 294 amino acids.